Salarias fasciatus (jewelled blenny) is the source of this 2402-nucleotide messenger RNA. RefSeq names its product calpain 9 (gene capn9). The transcript is spliced from 20 exons. The record is from RefSeq and is a predicted model, not a curated record. NCBI's taxonomy places the organism in Eukaryota, Metazoa, Chordata, Actinopteri, Blenniiformes, Blenniidae. Gene Ontology annotation, biological process: proteolysis. Gene Ontology annotation, cellular component: cytoplasm. Gene Ontology annotation, molecular function: calcium-dependent cysteine-type endopeptidase activity; calcium ion binding. The coding region runs from base 64 to 2127 and encodes 687 amino acids.
CUUCACACACUCGGCAGUCGACUCUCUCCAUCGCACCUCGCCUCGCCGAGCGGAGCCGCCAACAUGCCUCUCCAGUCCACGCUGUCGGGGAAGGGCUCGGGCCCCCUGCAGGCCGAGAGCACGCAGUGGGACGGGAAGUCCUUCGACGAGCUGAGGCGGGAAUGCCUCCAGAACGGGGUCCUGUUCGAGGACCCCGACUUCCCCGCCGCCGACGCCUCGCUCUUCUACAGCCAGAGCACUCCCGUCAAUAUCGAAUGGAAGAGGCCCAAGGAGUUCUGUGAAAACCCGAAGUUCAUUGUGGGCGAUGCAGACAGGACGGACAUCUGCCAGGGUCAGCUCGGGGACUGUUGGCUCCUCGCAGCCAUCGCCUCACUGACCCUGAAGAAGGACGCCAUGAACCGAGUGAUCCCACGGGACCAGGACUUUGACCACAGAUACGCUGGAAUCUUUCACUUCCGGUUCUGGCAGCACAACAAGUGGCUGGACGUGGUGGUGGACGACCGGCUGCCCACCGUCAGAAACAACCUCAUCAUGCUUCACUCCGCCUCCAACAACGAGUUCUGGAGCGCCCUGCUGGAGAAGGCCUACGCCAAGAUGCACGGCAGCUACGAGUCGCUGAAAGGCGGCAGCACCAUGGAGGCCAUGGAGGACUUCACCGGCGGCGUGGGGGAAAUGUACGAAACCAAGAAAGCUCCGGACAACCUGUUCGCCACCAUGAAGAAGGCCCUGGACCGAGGCUCCAUGAUGGGGUGCUCUAUUGAUAUCUCCAGCUCCGCAGAGUCCGAGGCCAAGACGGCCACCGGCCUGGUGAAGGGACACGCCUACUCCAUCACAGGCCUGGAGGAGGUGACCUAUCGAGGUCGGAAGGUGAAGCUGAUUCGGAUCCGGAACCCCUGGGGUCAGGUGGAGUGGAACGGCCCCUGGAGUGACAAGUCGUCAGAGUGGGAUUAUGUAGACCGAGCAGACAAAAGCCGCAUCCUGAACAAUUCAGAAGACGGUGAAUUCUGGAUGGAGUUUGAAGACUUCAAGAGGAACUAUGACAAGGUGGAGAUCUGCAACAUGACCCCCGACGCCCUGACCGACAACACCAAGCGGCACUGGGAGGUGGAGGUGCUGGAGGGAAGCUGGAUUCGCGGCUCCACCGCCGGAGGCUGCAGGAACUACAUCGACACGUUCUGGACCAACCCGCAGUUCAAGAUGAGGCUGAAGGACGCCGACGACGAGGACGACGUGUGCAGCGUGGUGGUCGCCGUGAUGCAGAAGGACAGACGGAAGCUGAGGAUAGAAGGCAAAGACCUGCAGACCAUCGGCUUCGCAAUGUACAAGGCUCCAGAUGGGGACGACUAUUUGUCGAAGGACUUCUUCAGGUACAACGGGUCCAUCGCUCGCAGCAAGACCUACAUCAACCUGCGCGAGGUGUCGGAGCGCUUCACGCUGCCCCCCGGGGACUACGUGCUGGUCCCCACCACCUUCCAGCCCCACAAAGAGGCCGACUUCAUCGUCCGAGUCUUCUCCGAGAAGAAGGCAACUGCUUUAGAGAUGGGGGACACCAUCGACGCUGACCUGCCAGAUCCGCCUCCGCCCAGCUCUCCGGAGGAAGAGACCGAUGAGGAGAAAGGCCUGAGGAGGCUGUUUGACCAGCUGGCUGGAGAUGAUAAGGCGAUUUCUGUCAGAGAGCUUCAGCAGAUGCUGAAUGGAGUUCUCAGCAGGCGAAAAGAAAUCAAGUUUGAGGGUCUGAGCCUCCACACCUGCCACAGCAUCAUCAACCUCAUGGACGUUGACAACACGGGGAUGCUGGAGUUCCAGGAGUUCAAGGUCUUCUGGGAGAAGAUGAAGAAAUGGAUCAUGCUCUUCCUGUCCUUCGACACAGACCGCUCGGGGAAGAUGUCGUCCUACGAGCUCCGCAUCGCGCUCAAAGCUGCAGGCAUGCACCUGAACAACGACCUUCUGCAGCUGAUCGGCUUGAGGUUCGCAGACGGAAAGUACGACAUCGACUUCGACGACUACCUCACCUGCAUCGUCCGUCUGGAAAACAUGUUCAGAGCUUUCCAGUCCAUGGACAGCUCCAAGAGGGGCCGGGUGAGGAUGAACAUCAUGCAGUUCCUGAUGCUGUCGAUGAACGUCUGAGGAGAAGCUGAGGGCAGCCGGAAACCCGCUGAAGAACAAAACGCUGCCGGCGGCCGGGGAUCGAACCGUGUUACAGCCACGUAUACAGACUUGAUCUUUCAUAUUCUCAACGUCUUGGGUUUAAAAUGUGAAGCUGUGUCUGAGCUGCAGUGUUUACAGGAGCGGGGAUCACGUUUUGAUGUUUGCUGACUUUGGGGUUUUCUAGAAAGUUGGUUUAUUAUUGUUUUUUUUUUCUGCUCAUUACAGAACCUGAAAUAAAUUUACAGUGAAGCGUU